Messenger RNA from Mangifera indica (mango), 1404 nucleotides. Its product is annotated as plastid lipid-associated protein 3, chloroplastic-like. Bases 97 to 1173 code for a protein of 358 amino acids. The transcript is spliced from 3 exons. Lineage: Eukaryota; Viridiplantae; Streptophyta; Magnoliopsida; Sapindales; Anacardiaceae. The record is from RefSeq and is a predicted model, not a curated record.
CUACCUAAACCGAUGGAAUCGACUACGCUUUGAAGAGAAAGAAAAAAAAGGAAAAAGAGAAAAAUCAGUCACAUUUAAACGAUUAAUUGGCUUGAAAUGGCUCUGCUCUUGACCUCCCCAUCAUCUCUGUUUGCCUCCUUCGAAAACCCUAAACCUCUCUUCUUUUCUUCCCUUAAACUGCAUUCUUCUCUUUCGUUUUCUCAUACAAACCCCACGAAAACCUUCCCUCUCCGUCCUCUAAUUUCUCGCGCUUCAUCCCAGCCCGACCAACCCGCUCCUGAACCCAAUUCAGAAUCCUCCGCCGAAAUCCCAGUUUCCAUCACUGACGAAUGGGGCGAAAAGACGGAGCUCGAACCCGAGCCUGAACCCACCAAGCUGCCUGAUUCGGACCCUCCGAAGAACGAGGACGAGUGGGAGGAGGAGGAGGAGGAGGGGCAUGUGAGCCAAGGGAACGGUACUGCUGGACAGGCGGUGGAGGAAGAUGAUAAUAAAUUGGCUGAUUUGAAGAAAUCCUUGGUGGACACUGUUUAUGGGACAGAGUUCGGGUUUCGGGCAGGGGCGGAAGUUAGGGCCGAGGUUUUGGAGCUCGCUAAUCAGUUGGAGGCGCUUAACCCUACUCCAAGACCCGUAGAGACUGCUGGUGUUCUUGAUGGCAACUGGGUCUUGCUGUACACAGCAUUUUCUGAGCUGUUACCUCUUCUGGCAGCAGGUGCAACUCCUUUGUUGAAAGUGGAAAAGAUAUCUCAAACAAUUGACACCAGUAGCCUCUCCAUUGAGAACUCGACUACAUUGUCCAGCCCCUUUGCUACGUUUUCUUUCAGUGCUUCUGCCUCCUUUGAAGUUCGAAGCCCUUCUAGAAUUCAAGUUCAAUUUAAGGAAGCUACCUUCCAACCUCCAGAUAUUAAGUCAACUGUUUCUCUUCCAGAAAAUGUGGAUAUUUUUGGGCAGAAUGUCAGUUUGUUGCCUGUGCAACAAUCUCUCUCCACACUGCAGGAGGCUGCAGCAAAUAUUGCUAGAGCAAUUUCUGGUCAGCCACCCCUAAAGAUACCUAUUCCCGGUGAACGGACCAAGUCCUGGCUUCUUAUUACAUACCUUGAUGAAGACCUUCGAAUCUCUAGAGGGGAUGGUGGUCUUUUUGUGCUUGUUAAAGAAGGAAGUCCUCUUCUAAACUAGUAACCAGGUACAUUCCAUUAUGUUUUAUAGAUUAAUCUAUACGUAUACUCUUCACCAUAUCUUUUUGUGGUUUCAUUACCCAUUACACAGAUGAAAGAGAAUUUGUUCCUGUCAUUUUGUAUCUCUCAGGCAUUUAAAUAGUGUCAAUGAUACUUUGAUUGCAAUUCUUAUGUUCUGUUUGGCUGCUGAAGCCUAAUGGAAGAAUGAAAAAUUUGAAACCUUUUUGUGUCA